AUGCAUCGAGAAGCAAUUGAGGGCCUCACUUAUAUUGAAAUUGCAAGAAGAAUAGCGGCCGAAUGGUCAAAACUUCUUCCUUCUUACAAGUCCAUAUAUUGGGAAAAAGCUGGACUUAAUAAGACGCUUACUCAUUCACAGAAAAAGAGAUCCAAAUCAUUUUCGAAAUCAGAAGAAAAUUUAGAAAUGCAACAAGUUAAGAAGAAACCAAAAAUAUUUACAAAUCUUGAUAUUAGCGAAUCAGAUGAUACAGAUGACUCAGAACCAUUUCAACAGCAAAAGCGUAAAUACAAAAAGAGAGAUAAAACAAAAUCAAAUGACGGUGAAGUUCAUAAACGGAAGUAUCAUAAACAUCAGCAUGAUGAAAGUGACUGA
Messenger RNA from Trichomonas vaginalis G3, 375 nucleotides. RefSeq lists its product as uncharacterized. The record is from RefSeq and is a predicted model, not a curated record. The coding region runs from base 1 to 375 and encodes 124 amino acids. The transcript has a single exon. Lineage: Eukaryota; Parabasalia; Trichomonadida; Trichomonadidae.